CGAGCGCGACCGCGUGCGUACCGCGCCACACAUCAACAACAUUGUAAUGUGCUUACAAAAGAAUCAGCUCAGCAAACAAACUAAAUUCAAAAAACUGUUAACAAUUCAAAACCCUUACUAAAAUGUAAAGGUAAUUUUGAAUCUCCACCCAAUUAAACUACUUUCUUUCAUUACAACUCCAAAAGUUAAUCUCAAGUUACAUUGACAUAGUGUAUUUUUAGGAAUUUUAAUUAAAAACCGGUAAAUCUGUGUUGUGAUUUGUUGUGUGCAGCUCUAAAACGGUUGUUCUAUAUCCAGUUGUUAUCGAUUUUUGGCGUCACUAGCCCCGAACAGCUGUUUUGGGGAUACGGAAGCGAAUCAUUGUCUGUGGUAGCUGCACUUUUCUCAAAAAGCCACUUUUAAUUGAAUAUUAUUAUUGUUUUAGUUCAUUUAUUACAUUUAAACGAAAAAUAAUCCCGUACCGUAAAGCUAAAAACUAGAAUAUCAUGGUGUGCAACUGUGCAUGUGCAUGAUGAAUUAAGUGGAAUAAAAAAAUCAAAAUACAUUUUGACAACCGUGGCAGUGUGGUGUUUACAGUUGUGAUAACAUUGAAAAAAAAACACAAAUUAAAAAAAAUAAGUGUCAACAAGUGCUUUCAAGGUGUGCCAGUGUUUUUGAUCAAAAUUCAGUGUAAAACAGUGUUUACCGAUUUGGAUUUCAAACGUGGAUGUGGAUUGUGCCCUGACAACAAGGUGGUGAAGUGUAUCGCCCGGAGCUAUGCUGGGCGGGGCGGCGGGGGGCGCCCGCACCCGCCCGCCCUCUGAUCUGCAGCCAGGUGUAUCCAGGUUUCCGCUGUACUCGCUGUUUCCGCAGGGCAACCGACCCACGCUACACAAAGUGACCACCGAGAGUCUGUUCUCGACGUCGCUGUCCACAUUCGGCGUGCCCACGCCCCCUCCCAACUCCCCCCUACUGGAGCUGAACUCGAGGUUGUUGCUGGACAAGGACCCGAAUAAAAUGGAAGAGAGCAAACUCGCCAAAUGUAUUCCCGACAACCUCUGCUGCCCUGGUGACCAGCGGCAACUUCUAGAAGGAAUAAGCGUCAUGCAGCCUUUGACUAUAAAGACGGAACAAGCCAAGAGGGCUUGUAAUACGUGCCUCACUAAUUCUCCGAAAAAGAUCGUCCACGCGGACGGCGGUUGCAGCCGCACAAACCCCGUCACCUGGCUGGGGGUUGCCGGUCAAAACGUGCAAGUGCAAGUGAAGCGGGAACCGCAACACAUGCUGUCUGAACUGGUGGCUGUCAAGCUGGAGCAAGCUUCGCCUGGGACGAAACCAGAGCCAGCCAUACCUGCGUCGCUCAAUAAUGGUUCGAUUCCCGUUGGCAUCGCGGUGGCGCGGCAGCGAGUGGGUGACGCAGGACUACUGGCGGCCCUUUCACAGAAGGACGCGCAGCAACGCUUGCACGACCUGGGGCCGGCGUCAUUCUGUCAUCCGGACGGCGCGGCGGCCAUGACGGUGCUGUGCGACGACCGCCCCGCCCCGCUGGCGUGGCCGGCCCCGCCCGCGCCGCCGCCCGCCCCGCUGUGGCAGUACCCCGCCCAAAUGUCGAUGGAGAGCAUGGUGAUGGGCGGCGUGGGCGUGGGUGGCGUGGGCUCCGUGGGCGGCGGCGUCUCCUCCAUGGGCGGCUUCCAGCUCGUGCGGGAGCCCGCCUCCGGAGCCCUGCUGCUGCUGCCGGCUCCUCCAGACCUCCCGCACACCGUCGUGUGGGGCGGCGUGCCCUACCCCUCCGCUCCUCUGCUCCUCCCCCCCGCGCCGCACCCCUCGCACCACCUGCAGCUCCUCUCCGGAGACCUCCUCGCUUCCACCGCGACUCUGCAGCACACACACACGCACUCCACGAGACUCGUCACCCUAGCGCCGGCCCCCGCCCCUCAGCACAAACCCGACAACAGGAAACCUAUCAUGCAACCUCUCAUAACCCCACACGCUUUAAUAAAGAUAGAAGCCGAACCGCAGGAGAAACCACCACCGACUUUCGCGCCGGAACCUGUACCGCAACCGAUGCUAGCUACACAUCUGUAUUACCAACCGGACUUCACUGAACAGGCCUGCAGAAGCCAGGCGACGUCGCCGGCCGCACCGCCCACACCACCUCCUGAUAACCAUGAGGCCCCGGCUCAUAAGGAUGCUUCCAAUCAGACGGAUCAUAUCGAUGAUGAUGACGAUUCUCCGAAUCAUGCUGAUGAGGAUGAGAGGGAUGUCGCUUGCGUCGGUGUCGCACAUUUCCCUGAAGAAACGCCUUUACAUAUGCCUAUGCUUCAGCCUUCGAGGAUAGACAGUGCCGAGGAGUCUUCUUCGGAAGGAUUGGCUACUUCUGCUGUUGUUGGAGCGGUAGAGAAAGCGAUACAUGCUAUAGAAAGAGAUGAAGCGUUAGAAAAUAGCUCAAGCAGCAGCACUUCUAACGAUUUAGUAAUUGAUACGGCUAGCACAUCGCCCGUUCCACCGCAACCGACCAGGUCUGUGGUGGAUGUCAGUGGCUUGGAGUUGCUGUCGAAUAGCAUUGAACAGUUUGAGAGAACAACCCCGGCCAGUAUGCCAAGUCUCGACCCGGUGCCUUUGACAGUUGAUACUAGGACUACAACAAACAUAAUUAUUAAAUCGAGCCCCAAAUCGCCGCCGCGUACAGAUACGGAACCACAGAGGCGUUUCGAGUUCCCUCCGGCGGAAGCCAGCACGAGCGAGCGAGCCAAGCCGUCGUUAGACGGACUCGGUCUUCUAUGUGCUCUCGCGGAGCAAAGAUUCAUGGAGGAGGUCGAGAGUCCUCCCACUAAUCUGUCCACGUCUUCCCGUCCAUUCAUCAAAAGCGAGAUUUUAAGCCCCACGGAACCUCACGUGCCGAUCGAUUCCAAGAAAGACCGGAACCGAAGAGAUUCUUCAGCGGAACGGCGGAGGAAACGAAGCCACGAUCGCGAAGAGCGACAUCGCCACAAGAUAGAUAAGAUGCGGCGCUAUAAAAGGGAGAAAGAUGAGCCCAGGAGUAGUGGAGGAGAGUUAGAAGCGAGUUUACGACGCGUCACGGCCUGCCCGUGCGGCAGCUUGCCCUGCCCGCACACAGCGCCCGUGCCCUCGGCGCACGCUCUCGUCAACGCCAUGGAGAAAGACCUGCGCGAAAGAUUACAUGAUCUCCAACGUCAGUGUGACGAGAAGCGAGCACAACUCAGCGCCAUGACACCUCCCUUGCCCGCCCUACCCGCUCUAUCCACCCCUCCUACUCCUUCGACCCCAUCACCUUUAGGAGCACCAUCCCCAGAUUCCGACAGAGGUUCAUCUAAGAAGCGCAAAGUCGGCCGCCCCCGUAAAGUAUCGAGCCCGGACUCCACCGAAACCAUAGUUGCCAAGAAACCCAAAUCUAAGAGCAGUCUAGUCGGCUACUUGCUAGCUAAAGGCAAGCUGAAAGGCGGCAUAGUGUGUUCUAGAGGGGAGCCUUCCAGGGAGGAAAGCCGGACGAGUAAAGUCCGCCCGAAGUUGAAAGCAGAACCGAUUUUGAAAGUAUACUCCGAGGAGGAAGAGACCGAAUGGGGUCUGAAUAGAUCGGCGAGCUCAUCCAUGGAGAGCUUGAACGAAGUGCGGCAGAAGAACAGGGAGAAGGUCGAUAGAUUGGCGCGAAAGCAUUCAAGAGACGAUAUGCCUGAAUUAGAAUUCGCUAUGCGUCGCGCGAGUGCGUCUAGUGACAGUGAAAAGGAGCGACGACGUGCGAAGAAGCGACGAAAGAGUUUGAAAUCUAAAGAGCGGGAGGAAGCUAAAGAUACUGUAGUUGAGAGUAAACCUGCUGCCGCGUCCAAGUGUACGUUGACGGAAGAUAAACUGGACAGUAACCCGCGGGUGUUGACGGCGAUGGGGGGUUUGUUCUACGCGGGCAAGCUGAGCGCCGUGACGGCUCCUGAUGUGUACGCCAUUACCCUCGACGGCGAGCGCGGGAACAAGCCGCACAUACUGUCGAGAGAGGAGACUCUGCGGGACGCUAUCCUGGAAGUGUCUCCAUCAUCAGUAUCCGAGCUGGCGUCGGGCACGCGAGUCUGCGCCUACUGGUCCCAGCAAUACCGCUGCUUGUACCCGGGCACGGUCGCCAUGUCGUCUCCGGACCCUAAGUUCGUGGCUGUGGAGUUUGAUGAUGGGGACUCGGGGCGUAUUGCUAUUGAAGAUAUAAGGUUCUUGGAGCCUAACUAUCCAGUUGUUGUAUACGAAAACCCACUAUUCACCCUAGGAAAGCGAAGAAGAAACACCAGCGUGAAUAGCACAGAAGAUAAAAAACCCACCACUAGCGCAGAAACCAAACCAGAACAAACACAAGAAGAGGAAGACAGGAUCAGAAAGAAACUGAAGAAACACAGGAAGGAGAAACUCAAACGCCUGUCAGAAGAUGAUCCUACUGAUUAACACAAGUGCUGUGAAGAACACUGCAAGCAUAGAAGGCACCAUAAGAAGCACCAUAGGAAACAUAGAAAGAGGCAUCAUUCUGACAGUAAAGAGAGUUCGUCUGAUGAGAAUAAGAAAUCGUCGUCAGACUAUUCGAAAUCUAACGAGGAUUCAGGGGAUUCUAAUGACAGGUUGUCAACAUUGAUAGCGAUGGAGAAAUCCCCGGAUGAUAAGAUGAAGACGGUGAUCAAGAAGGCAGUGCUGGCGAAGAGUCCGCUGGUGAAGACGGCGGUGCUGGACUUCAGCGGCCUGAAGAACAAGGACGAGAGGGACAACUUGAAGGACAGCGGGAUCGGGCUGGAGGAGGAGCCGGCGGCUUCCACUAGCGACGUGGCUAAGAAGAAGAGCAAGAAGCGCACAGUGUCGGGCGCGUCUUGCGGCUCCGACGCUGGCGCCGGCGCCGGCGCGCAGGUCAGCAAGAUGGCCGCCUUCCUCCCGGGAGCCGCGCUGUGGCGCUGGCGCGGCGCGCCCUACCGCCGCACCGCCCGGCCCCGGCACAGGAAGCUGUUCUACAGGGCUAUAGCACGAGGAGAGGAGGUACUUAACGUGGGCGAAGCGGCAGUAUUCCUGUCCACAGGCAGACCGGACCGUCCAUACAUCGGGCGUAUCGAAGCUCUGUGGGAGGCGCGCGGAGCCAUGGCUGUCCGAGUGAGGUGGUUCUACCAUCCUGAGGAAACCACUGGCUGCCAACCUUUGCACUACCCGGGAGGCCUCUUCGAGUCCCCUCACACGGACGAGAAUGACGUGCAGACAAUCUCGCACAAGUGCGAGGUGCUGCCGCUCGCGCAGUACAAGGCGCGCAUGCGCGACGACCCCGCGCGCUACGGCAGCGUGUAUGAUAAUAACGACGUGUACUACCUAGCUGGACAUUAUGAUCCGACGCAGCAGACGCUCAGCAUGGAGGCCGAUAUACCGGUGAAGAGCGCCUAGGUCCUAUGGUGUCCUGGUAUCUAGAGUAAAAUUAGCUGGAGUGCAAAAGACAAAGCAGGAAGAACAAUGCACGUCUUAGCAUUUUAAUAAAGUAGGAUGUCUCUCUAGAUAUGAUUUAGACGCAGCAGACAUAAUAAGUGGCGUCAAAAACUAGGUGACUUAACUAUCAUGUCGAUUAUCUUACAAUAUUCUCAACUAACCCAUUUUAAAAAGUUUGCGCAUUUACGACGUCUACACAAAGUCGCACAAGUGCACGGUUCUCGCAUACUACAAGACUCGCAUGGGCGAAUAAGUGGUUGUUACAAAGAUACUAACGAAACGAAAAUGUGGUACAAUAGUUCCAAUUUGUUGGCUGGCAUCAGCCCUCCCUAAUAAGAACAGUCAAUUUUAGGGGCAUAACACUUGGCCGUUUUGACAAUUUCGCUGAGAUUUCAUAAUUUUGAAAAUGAUGCGGUAGUCGUAUAUUUACUAAUAUUCUUUUUUGUUAAUUUUCCAUGAGUAGUUUGUAGGAUAAUCGACUAUUACUUAUUAAAAAUACUUAAACACGAUGUCUAUCAUCAUUAGCGACCUUGAGCGUAACGUAUUCUGAACGAAUACGAAAGCGAAUGCCAGUUCAUUGACCUUUCGCUUCGUUCGCGCUAUUCGGACGUCAAGAACGCUUUACUCCUAAGCGGCGAUGUUCUCCUGGUACCGACGCCAACCGAAUAACGGUUCAAAACCAGUGAACGAGGUCAAAUAGAAACAAUGACUCUCUGGCGACUAUGUUGCCUUGGUGACGGUUUUAAUAAAAAUGAUGGCGAAAGUAAAAAAGUGCGAUGGCACAAUCUUGAUCAUUAAAUUAAACAAUCAAUCAUUAUUUUAAUUAAACGGGAUUCUUGGCAAAAUCCUGAUGUUUUUUUGUGUUGAUUAUGACUUUUUUAUUCAGAAAACAAUCCCGAUUAAUUAAAAUAUGUAAAUGUGUAAGAAUUACACUAUUAUUAAUAAAUUAUAAUCAUGAUCAGUGUUUAGAUUUAAUUUCUCCGACGUCACAUUUGUGUUAGCGGUGGUAGUUUUUAAAAAUGGAAGUACACAUUUUGUCUAUCUCGAUGUUAGUCGGUUUCAGUAGCUCCCCAGUGAACUCCUGAGACGUUGCACGUAGCUUGAAUGACUAAAAAGUCACUUAUACAGGUCUUAAAGUACAAUCUAGAUUUUUGAGGCUCAAAUUUGUGACAUUUUUUCAGAUUUACCGUCGUCUUUGAAGACGAUCUAUAUAAAGUACGACUCAUGUUAGUUACCCUUGUUACGUUUAUAAUAGUGGUUUUCAAUACGGAGUGUUUUCCUUGGGCCGAGUGUGAGAGGCAAAUUGAGACAAUAUAGACUUUUUGACGUGUUAUGGUCGAAAUUGGAGUGACCGAUUUGGUGAUGACGAUAUGUGAUUUAUUUUUUAUACGUGUAACGCUGUAAUCUCAGUGUUUAGGUAGUUGUAUAUGUAUAUGCUAUUAGACUUUACCUAUAUCUCUCCCGGCGUGUAUCUUUUUAAAUGCAAUACUUUUUCAGCUAGUCCUUUUGUUCAAAAUUAACCAGUGUCUAUUUAGUCUCGGUGGGAGGUACUUUGACUCUUUGUUAUAUUGUUUUUCGCUAUUUUAUAUUCUUGUUUAAUAAUUUUAUGUUAUCGAAGUAUACAUUUAUAUCGGAAUGGUGCUAGACGCUUGAUAUAAUUCGGUUAUGUUCGCGGUAGUUAAGACUGUAUAUACUUAGAUAAGUUUGAAACUUAAGUAUACUGUAUUUUCCACAAUUUCAUGAUUGUCGGCUUGCUAUAAAAUUUGCCAUUUUUGUCAAAAUUGACUUUCUAUAUUUUUAUGUAUUUGUAGUAUUUAUGGUAUGAUUUCCACAGGGUAAGCCCUUCUUUGUACCUUUAUCAUAUCGAGGACGGUGGAAGGGACUGAGACAGGGGAGUAUGGAGCGACCAGGAUAGGUAGGUAGGUUUUGUACGGAGAGGCCAAACGUUUGUAAGAAAAUGUGGGAAAGGAAUCAGCCUUAAAUGUAAAGUUACUCAGUAGGAUCGUAGUUAUUGUCCUCUACUUACGGCACAGCGCCUGUACGAUGUACUUUUUGUUGUCAGAUGUACUUUAAUUUUUAAGUCUAUUUUUAAGUUAUAUUAAGGAAAUCGGUUUCGUUUAUACUGUAUACAAAAUUAUAUAAAGGAUAAUUGCAACUCUAAAAUUUGAC
Leguminivora glycinivorella is the source of this 7596-nucleotide messenger RNA. RefSeq lists its product as uncharacterized. The record is from RefSeq and is a predicted model, not a curated record. Lineage: Eukaryota; Metazoa; Arthropoda; Insecta; Lepidoptera; Tortricidae. Gene Ontology annotation, molecular function: chromatin binding.